Molecule: messenger RNA, 687 nt
Organism: Vicia villosa (hairy vetch)
Lineage: Eukaryota; Viridiplantae; Streptophyta; Magnoliopsida; Fabales; Fabaceae
Exons: 2
Coding region: 1-687 (228 amino acids)
Source: RefSeq, a predicted model, not a curated record
AUGGCCGCGAGAGCCCGACAACCUCCAAGAAUAUGCGGUAAACUUUCUUCCUCCGAAGAGCAAAAAGCACACUGCAAAUCCAUUAAUUGGCAUGAAAAACAAACUAUAUUGAUGCAAUUCGCGGACAACACGAUUCUUGUGGGAGAAGGCUCAUGGAGGAAUUUGUGGGCAAUCAAAUCAAUUCUGCGAGGUUUCGAAAUGAUUUUUGGCCUUAAGGUUAACAUGGGGAAGAGUAAUCUGUAUGGAAUAGGAUUAGAGAAGUCAUUCAUAUUGGCAGCUAGUCAGUUUCUAAUGUGCAAGAUUGGAAAGUUCCCGUUUAAGUUUCUGGGGGUUAUGGUGGGAGGUAACCAUAGGCGUAUUUCUUUUUGGAAUCCUAUUCUGGCUGCUAUGAAAGCAAAACUGUCCCCUAGGAUAGGUCGAUUUCUAUCCAUAGGUGAGAGGAUUACUUUGAUCAAAUCAGUUCUAUCUAAUAUCCUGUUGUAUUACCUAUCUUUUUUUAGAGUUCCAAUAUUGGUACUGAAGGAGUUAAACACAAUUCAGAGGAUUUUUCUGUGGAAUCAUAAACCGGAUAGGCAAGGCUUGUGUUGGGUCACCUGGAGUAAGAUGUGUAAGCAUCAAAUUGAUGGUGGCUUAGGUCUCAAGGACCUGGCCAAGUUCAAUGAAGCUUUGCUUGCAAAGUGGCUUUAG